Messenger RNA from Carcharodon carcharias (great white shark), 3127 nucleotides. RefSeq names its product zinc finger protein 271-like. Bases 512 to 1867 code for a protein of 451 amino acids. Gene Ontology annotation, biological process: regulation of DNA-templated transcription. Lineage: Eukaryota; Metazoa; Chordata; Chondrichthyes; Lamniformes; Lamnidae. The record is from RefSeq and is a predicted model, not a curated record. Gene Ontology annotation, molecular function: DNA-binding transcription factor activity, RNA polymerase II-specific; RNA polymerase II cis-regulatory region sequence-specific DNA binding. The transcript is spliced from 2 exons.
CACUUCCUGUAGGGACUGAAAACCAAGUGAGGAGAUGAAGGAUUGCACCAUACUACACCAGAGAAUACAAAGAGGAUAGACACUGCAGAUAGACCCUGACCAUCACUCAAGGAAAACUGCACAACUGUGGAAAGACAUCCAGUCCCUUCACAGCAUUGCUCAACACAGAGAAGGUUGGGCAGCGAAACCAUCAUCUGGAAAUCGUUUAGAUCAAGGGAGCUUUGACAUAUCAUCAGAUCUGAAACUGGUCAGUGGUGUGGAACCUUCCAUCAGAACCAACCUUUCUGAAGGUUUGGCUGUGGGUGAUUGGUCAGGGUGAGGCUGGGAAGAAGUGUGAGUGGGCUCCAAGUUUGGUGAGAGAUUCAAUCAUUCAUUGAGCCUCAUGAAUCACUGACUCAUUCAUAUAGGUGAGGCUGUUCAAGUGUGUGGUGUGUGAGGAAGGCUCCACACAUAAGAUCUUCUAACAGACAAGGUGCAUCUGUCGUUCCACCUGUAACACAAGAGAAGCUACAUGGAAGAGAAAAAAUUCAAGUGUGAGGUGUGCGACAAAUCAUUCUCACACUCAUCUUACUUCCGCGUACACCAACGCAUUCACACAGGAGAGAAACCAUUCACGUGUGAGGUGUGUGACAAAUCAUUUGUGCAGUCAUCGUACCUUCGCAGACACCAACGCAUUCACACCGGGGAGAAGCCGUUCACAUGUGAGGUGUGUAACAAGAGCUUUGCAGAAUUCUCGAGCCUGUUGUAUCACCGGCGCAUUCACACAGGGGAAAAACCAUUCACAUGCAAGGUGUGCAACAAAUCAUUUUCUGUGUCAUCAAACCUCCGUGCACACCAACGCAUUCACACAGGGGAGAAACCAUUCCAUUGUGAGGUGUGUAACAGAGGCUUUUCAGAAUUAUCGAGCCUUGUGAAUCACCGGCGCAUUCACACAGGGGAGAAGCCAUUCACAUGUGAGGUAUGUGACAAAUCAUUCUCAACGUCAUCGAACUUUCUUGCACACCAACGAAUUCACACAGGUGAGAAGCCAUUCAAGUGUGAGAUUUGUGAUAAAGCUUUCGUAAAGUCUUCGAACCUCCAGAUACACCAAAGGAUUCACACAGGCGAGAGACCUUUCAGCUGCGAGGUUUGUGAGAAAGCUUUUACCUGCUCCUCCGAUCUCCUGAUGCACCAGAUGAUUCACACAGGGGAGAAACUCUUCAAGUGUGAGGUGUGUGACCAAGCCUUCUUGAAGUCAGGGAACCUCCGUGUACACCAACGCAUGCACACUGGGGAGAAACCGUUCAAAUGUGAGGUGUGUAACAGGGGCUUUGCACAAUCAUCAGCUCUGGUGGGUCACUCUCGCAUUCACACUGGUGAGCGGCCAUUCAUCUGUGAGAUGUGUAACAGAUCGUUCGCAAGGUCAUCGACUCUCCGCGCACACCAACGCAUUCACACAGGGGAGAAACCAUUCACAUGUGAUGUGUGUGACAAAUCCUUCUCCAGGUCAUCACAGCUCUUGCUCCACCAGAGGAUUCACACAGGGGAAAAACCAUUCAAGUGUGAGGUGUGUGACAAGGCCUUCACACUCUCAUCAACACUCGGGAAUCAUCGACGCAUUCACACUGGGGAGAAGCCAUUUAAGUGUGAGGUGUGUGACAAAUCCUUCUUAAAGUCAACAGACCUCCGUGUACACCAACGCAUACACACAGGAGAGAAACCUUUCAGGUGUGAUAUUUGUGACAAGACUUUCACCCACUCCUCCGAUCUCCCAAAACACCAGCGGAUCCACACUGGUGAGAAACCAUUCAGGUGUGAGGUGUGUUAUAAAUCAUUCACUCACUCAUCGACCCUCCGCACACACCAACACAUUCAUAUAAGCGAAUAGAUGUUCAUGUCCAAGGAGUGCCACAAAUCCUUCAUGAGAUCAUCGAACCUCCUGCUCCAUCAAAUGUGAGGUUUACAAUUAAGCUUUUGUGUCGUUUUUGACCCUCCUGGGACACCAGAGGAUUCAGGUGCGAUGUUUAUGACAAGGUUUUCAUACAGUCAGCAUAUCUCCAGUCCAUCAACACAGUUACACAUGGAGAAACCGUAUCGGUGUGAGUUCUGUAAUAAAAACUUCAUACAGUUGUCGGACCUCCUAGAACAUCAGCAAAGACAUGGGGAAGACAAACUCUUCCAGUGUGAUGUGUGCCUACUCCUCUCACCAUACACCAAUGUCUCCACACGGACUUGGAGCCGGGUCACCUGCUUCUAUUGCACUGAGAUUUGUCUGUGUUGUUUACCCUCUAGUGCCCACACGGGGAGCUGUCGUUCCAAAGCACUGUCUGGCUCAGCAGUGUCUGUCUCGAACCUCUCCCGCCAUCAGUCCAAUCGUUUCAAGAAGACCAAUUUAAACUUUGACCAGAUCACCAAACAUCAUCUAAAGAAGACCAAUGUAUCCACACUGGGGAGAUGCUGUUCAAUUGUGAAGUUUUUAAUGAGGGAUUUGCAAAAUUACCAGGCCUGGUGAGAUACCAAUACAUUCACAUUGGGGAGAAACCAUUCAUGUGCGAGGUGUGGGACAAAUCAUUCUCAGAGUCAUCGAUCUUCAAGUAAACUCUACCAGCCUGAAUACAAACAAAAUCAGACAUCCUCUUCAAACCUCAAUGUCCAUGUGUCCCGCAGGGAUGGAAUCAGAUUGGUUGCCAUGGUGAUUUGAAGUAUUAAUCAGAUACCCAUAGGGAGUUUAGAACAACAGCAAUUCUGAUUGGUCAUUCCCACUGUUUAAUCCAUCACCCACAAGAUUUCAGUCGAAGAUUGUGUUUCCUCAACAUUAAUAAUUCACCUUUUUUGGGCAAAUUUGCUGUAAUUUUAAGGGAGGUUCCAAUCUAGCAAGACCUUGUAAUUGACAGCUGAAUGGGCCAAUGGCCCUCUUCUCCCAAACACAAAGAGUGAGUGAGAAAACCCCAGUAACCAGGAAGUAAAGUCAGGAUCAACGAACUUAGGAACAGCUUCGGUUGAAAGUCAGCCUACACAUCAGGACAUGGUGAGAAUGUGUCUUUAUUAUUUUACACAAUCUGAUCAGUUUAGGAAAUUGACUGGGCUGAUUGUGAAUUCUGUUCAUUUGUGUAUUUUCUAUGAAAUAAACUACAUUGUUUCGAUUGAA